AUAUGUCAUCAGCAUCAUUCAGUACUCAACUAAUCAAGAUGAAGGGUGUAAUCAUUUCUUGUUUGGUCGUAGUGGCGUUAGCUGAGCCACCGCGCUCUAGAGCUGAAUUACCUCGCUUCAGACAAGCGAGGUUUAGAUCUCAGCGACAAGAGUUAGCACCAACUACCACUGACUCUCCCACGGAACCCACAACUGAGCCAAGUGGACCAUAUCCUCCUUCAGGAUGGAAGCCAUCUGGGGAACCCUUCACACUGCCUAAACAAGAAGUAGAAAAUACUUACGGAGCUCCAGAAGAAGGGCCUUAUCCUCCAUCAGGAUGGAAACCCCAAGGGCAACAAUUUAGCCUGCCAAACGAACCGCCUGCGACCAGCUAUGGAGUACCCGAUAACACUUAUGGAGCACCAACAACAGAUGCUGCAACUACGGACAAUCCUCAAGCAGAGAAACUAGACGAACCUGUUGAGGUUCAGCAAAGUGUUGGAACAUAUUACGUCCUCCUGCCAAACGGACAGCUGCAAAAAGUGGAGUUUAUGACGGAAAAUGACAUUCAGAAUAUGCAGUAUACUGCUAGAUUGCAGUUGAGGAAGCCGGCGCCGCUCCUUCUGUUUCGGCCUUAAGUGUUGUGAUUAUUGAGAUUAUUAAAGAUGAUUUAACAAAAUAAUAUUCCAA
This is a messenger RNA of Plodia interpunctella (Indianmeal moth), 669 nucleotides long. RefSeq names its product arf-GAP with SH3 domain, ANK repeat and PH domain-containing protein 1-like. The record is from RefSeq and is a predicted model, not a curated record. The coding region runs from base 3 to 617 and encodes 204 amino acids. The transcript has a single exon. NCBI's taxonomy places the organism in Eukaryota, Metazoa, Arthropoda, Insecta, Lepidoptera, Pyralidae.